UUUAAGAGAGAUAAACAAAAAGAAUCUUCACUUUAACCAAUGAAGUAAUCCAAGCAACCGCCAUGGCCGAAGAAGCACAAAGAAAGCUUCAACCGAAGGAAUUACUAAUCCCAAAGAAAUUCCUAUUUGGCGAUCGCAACUUCAGAAAGCGGCGGUUUCAAGUCCAGACUUCGAAUCAAUAUCCAAAUUAAACACACCGAAAUCCCUUUUGGAAAAAAUAUAUAUAAAGAUCUCAUGAAGAAAUUGCUUGCAACAGAACACAUCCGAACAAAACUUGAAUUAAAAUUACCUGAGAAGAAAUUCGAACCGCAACGGCCAUGGAUCCUUCUUCUUCUGCCAAAAAUUUCGAGGAAUUUGAGCCACGAUUUGAUUGGGUUCAUCAUCCUGAUUCUCAUGUUCUCGUCGUUCACCUCUCAGGUUUCAGAAGCAACCAAUUGAAAGUUCAGGUAACGUCCACCGGGAAACUGAGAGUCUCCGGCGAACGGAAGCUCGGCAACGGCAAGUGGCUUCGAUUCGAAAAGGAAAUCGAUAUCCCCGCCGACGCCGACACCGACAAGAUCUCUGCCAAAUUGGAGGAAGGCAUUCUCUACGUGAAACAGCCCAAGAAACUCUCCGCCACCUCUUCCAAUAUCCCACCGGUUCAGCAACCCAAGCCCAAGCCUCAAUCCCAACCGCCGCCCGCCGCCACAAAACCCACUGCUGACCCACCAACUGUUCGACCAAGUGCUCCAAAGAGCCAAAACGAAAGAUCCGAGCCUCCAAAGCCCGCUGCUACGGAACCCACUGUUGCCCCACCAACUGUCGGACCAAAGGCCCCAGAGAGCCAAAACGAAAGAGCCGACAUUCCAUCAAUCGAUGCCAGAAAAACCAAUUACAUAAACUACGCACCAAGACCAACUGUUGGACCAAAUGCCCCAAAGAGCCAAAACGACAGGCCUCAAUCACAAGCAAGUGGGAAACAAAUCCCCACUCCUCCAAAGCCAGAGGAGGCAACCGGAGCACCCGCCGAGACAUCCUCCAUGGGCAGUGGACAGCCUGUUGAAGAUUUAGCUAAGAACGAGAAAACAGAGGAGAAGGGAAAAGCACAUACAAAACUACAGGAUGCUGUGGAGAAGACAAGAGAAGAAGGUAAAGAAGAAGAAGGUGGGUCAAAAAUGGCGGAGGAGGAGAAAGAAGAAGUUGGAGAAGAGAAGAGGAGGAGGAUGAAGAGAAGAAGUGAGGAAAUGGGAGAAGAGAGUGGAAGGUUGAGAAGAAGAAGAGGGUACAAACAGGUGAUUGAUGGGGUGGUGAAGGAAUUAAGGACAAAUAUGGUGACUUUGGCUUUGGGGGUUGCUGUUUUUGCGAUUCUGUAUCUGAAUCUUUCAAAGAAUGGUCAUAUAGAGGAAGAGUUGUGAAGAAGGUAUGAAUGAAUGAAAUUCAAGUUUAUGAGUGGACAGAAAUAUGUGAAGGAGUUUAUUCUAAAACAUUAAAUAAAGUUGCUAUAUUUGCAACAAACU
Messenger RNA from Cucumis melo (muskmelon), 1496 nucleotides. Its product is annotated as inactive protein RESTRICTED TEV MOVEMENT 2. The record is from RefSeq and is a predicted model, not a curated record. Lineage: Eukaryota; Viridiplantae; Streptophyta; Magnoliopsida; Cucurbitales; Cucurbitaceae. Bases 318 to 1394 code for a protein of 358 amino acids. The transcript has 2 exons. Gene Ontology annotation, biological process: response to heat; protein folding; protein complex oligomerization.